This is a messenger RNA of Cokeromyces recurvatus, 1389 nucleotides long. Its product is annotated as WD40-repeat-containing domain protein. The coding region runs from base 147 to 1061 and encodes 304 amino acids. Gene Ontology annotation, molecular function: protein binding. The record is from RefSeq and is a predicted model, not a curated record. Lineage: Eukaryota; Fungi; Mucoromycota; Mucoromycetes; Mucorales; Mucoraceae. The transcript has 8 exons.
UUUUUUUUGGAAUCCAGUGUACAACAAUAAUUGUCGUCGUUGUCGUGACUUUAAUCAAGUCCAGCUUUUACAUGACAGACAGAUAGAGAAACAAAGUAGAAUAGUUGCCUUUUUUUUUUUUAAUUAUUGCGAUAUCAAUAUCCAUAAUGCCUACUACAUAUAUUCCUACUAUUGUUCAAGACGAUGCUCAUGCUGAUGGUAUUUGGGAUGUUGCUUGGUCAAAUAAAACUAAUUUAAUCGCUACAGGAUCUGAAGAUAAUACAAUUAAAUGUUGGGAUGGCAAUUCAGGUGAAUUGAAAUUUACUCUUGAAGGACAUGUAUUGGCAGUUAUUUCAGUCGAUUUUUCACAAGAUGGAACUCGUCUUGUUUCUAGUUCAAUCGAUUCUAGUCUUCGAAUUUGGGAUGUUGAAAAUAAUGGAGCACUCAUUAAAACAAUUACAGCAACACCUGUUGAAGCUUGGAAAGCUAAAUUUAGCCCAGAUGGUCAAUACAUUGCAACUGGAUCACAUAAUGGUGAUAUAAAUAUUUAUAGUGUCGAGUCAGGAGAAAAAGUGCAUAGUUUACCAACAAAGGAUAAAUUUAUCAUGUCAAUAGCCUUUAGCCCUGAUGGUAAAUAUGUUGCAGGUGGAGCCGAGGAUGGAGCAAUUUAUGUAUUUAAUGUAGAAACAAAUCAGUUAGCACAUACUUUGACAGGACAUGCUAUGGCUGUCCGUACAGUUACAUUUACAAGUGAUAGUAAAACCUUGAUUAGCGGAAGUGAUGAUAAGUGUAUUCAUGUUUAUGAUGUGGAACAUGGACAAUUGGCUUCUACUUUAACAGGCCAUUCUGACUGGAUUUUAUCUGUUGCAGCUAAUCCAGAUAUUAGUAAACAGCAACUAGCUAGUUCUGGAGCAGACAAGCGUAUUAAAAUUUGGGACCUUGGUUUAAGAUCAGUAUUGGAGACACAUGAAGUACAUACAGACCAAGUUUGGGGAGUUGCAUGGAAUUCUGAAGGAACUAAAUUAGUAUCUGGUUCUGAUGAUAAAUCUCUUAAAUGGUUUGCUAGUAGUGGUUCAUCAUAAAAAUAAAACUUAAUUCUAUGUAUUAGAUAAAUAUAAUGUAAAAAGAAAAAGAACCAAGCUAUGUAGAGUUAGUUCCUUUAAAUAUGAUGGCUUACUCUUCAUUGCUGCUAUUCUGUUUUGAUUUCUUAAUGCAAAGAGAUUACUAAUAUGCCCUGGAAAAGUCAACAAUUUUUUUUUUAAAUGUCUUGUUUAAAACUCUUGAGAGGAUUCCUUUUGUUUCUUGUUGACACUUCUUUUGAAUACUGAGUAUCCUCCAACACUAGUUUACUGUUGCUGUUAAACAUUCUAAUAUCUUGAAACAAUUUUAGAUAGAAUUGAUAAAUAAUAC